This is a messenger RNA of Oryza brachyantha (malo sina), 2599 nucleotides long. Its product is annotated as putative receptor protein kinase ZmPK1. Lineage: Eukaryota; Viridiplantae; Streptophyta; Magnoliopsida; Poales; Poaceae. The transcript has a single exon. Gene Ontology annotation, biological process: protein phosphorylation; recognition of pollen. Gene Ontology annotation, molecular function: ATP binding; protein serine/threonine kinase activity. The record is from RefSeq and is a predicted model, not a curated record. The coding region runs from base 1 to 2346 and encodes 781 amino acids.
AUGGCAAAAUUACUCUGUCUAGUCAUUCUUCCCUUGAUCACUAUUCUGCCAUGCUCAUAUGCUUUGCCGCAGUUGACGCUCAGGACCGGCUCAUCCUUGUCUGUCGAAGAGCAUGAGCAAACCUUCCUCACCUCACGAAAUGGCGAUUUCUCCUGUGGCUUCUACGAAAUUGGAGGGAACGUCUUCUCCUUCUCCAUCUGGUUCACCAACAGCAAGGAGAAGACCGUCGUGUGGUCUGCGAACGCCAAGUCUCCGGUGAAUGGCCAUGGCUCCAAGGUGACACUGAGCCGUGAAGGUAACCUGGUCCUCACUGACGUCAAUGGCACCGUGAAUUGGGAGGGCAGGACGAGCUCCGGCAAGGGCACAGCAGCUGUGCUGCUUGAUACCGGCAAUCUCGUCAUCAGAGAUUCCACUGGAGCGAAGCUGUGGCAGAGCUUCUGGGAGCCUACGGAUACCUUGCUUCCAUUGCAGCCUCUCACCAAAGGUAUAAGACUGGUCUCCGGUUAUUACAACCUCUAUUUUGACAAUGACAAUGUGCUACGCCUCAUGUAUGAUGGGCCAGAGAUAUCCAGCAUCUAUUGGCCAAGUGCAGAAUACAAAUCGUUCGACGUAGGGAGGACUAGCUACAAUAGCUCCAGGAAUGCAGUCCUUGACACCGAAGGUUAUUUCCUCUCAAGUGAUCUGUUGAGCAUCAAAGCUUCUGAUUGGGGUGCUGGAAUAAAGAGAAGGCUGACACUUGGUUAUGAUGGGAAUCUCAGGAUGUACAGUCUGAAUGAGUCGGAUGGGAGCUGGAUUGUCUCGUGGCAGGCCAUAGCAAAAAUGUGCGAUGUGCAUGGGCUAUGUGGAAAGAAUGGUAUAUGUGAGUUCUUGCCAAGCUUCAGGUGUUCUUGUCCUCCAGGAUACACGAUGAGAGAUCCAACGAACUGGGGCAGAGGUUGCCAGCCACUAUUCAGUAAGAACUGUAGCAAAGAAGAAGAAUUUGUGUUUGUCAAGCUCGCUCAGACUGACUUUUAUGGAUUCGAUCUGACCUACAAUCAAUCCGUUUCACUUCAAGAAUGUAAGAAGACUUGCCUGGACAUCUGCUCCUGCUCAGCUCUUACAUACAAGACAGGAUCUGGACUUUGUUACACCAAAGCCGUACUCUUCAAUGGCUUCAGCUCCCCAAAUUUUCCAGGUGAUAAUUACAUCAAAGUGCCCAAGAAUAUGGUUGCCAAACAGUCCAGUCUCUCAUGCAACCGAAGCGCAGAAAUUGUACUAGGACCUGCAAGUAUGUAUGGAAUGAGUGGUACAAAUAAAAAUUAUACAACCUAUUAUGUGUUUGCAGCAGUAUUGGGAGCUCUAGUGCUAAUCUUCACAGGCACAAGCUGGUGGUUUCUUUACAGCAGGAACAACAUACCCAAGUCAAUGGAGGCAGGCUACAGGAUGGUAACAAGCCAAUUCAGGAUGUUCAUGUACCGAGAAUUAAGGGAAGCAACUGGAAAGUUCAAGGAAGAGAUUGGAAGAGGAGCCUCCAGUAUUGUUUACAGAGGAGUACUAGAAGAUAAGAGAGUGAUAGCAGUGAAGAGGCUAGCAAAUAUUUCACACAGUGAGGAGGAAUUCUGGGUUGAAAUGAGUAUAAUUGGAAGGAUCAAUCACAUGAACUUAGUAAGGAUGUGGGGUUUUUGCUCUGAGGGUCAACACAAGCUACUAGUGUAUGAGUAUGUGGAGAACGAAUCACUAGACAAGUAUCUAUUUGGUAAUGUAAGUGCUGAGAGGCUGCUAGCAUGGAGCCAGCGAUUCAAAAUAGCUUUGGGAACAGCAAGAGGUUUGGCCUAUCUCCAUCAUGAGUGCCUUGAGUGGGUAGUCCAUUGUGACAUAAAACCAGAAAACAUACUCCUGACCCGAGAUUUUGAAGCAAAGAUAGCUGACUUUGGACUGGCCAAACUCUCACAGAGAGACAGCACCAGUUUAAAUUUCACACAUAUGAGGGGUACAAUGGGCUACAUGGCACCAGAAUGGGCGUUGAACUCACCAAUCAAUGCAAAGGUCGAUGUCUACAGUUAUGGCAUUGUUCUUCUUGAGAUUGUUACUGGAAGUAGGAUAUCAAGUGGGAUAAAAGUGGAUGGGAAGGAUGUGGAACUCAGAGAGUUUGUGCAGGCAGUGAGACAUAUUCUGGCUAGUGGGGAUAUCAAGGAUAUAAUUGAUAGUAGACUGAAUGGGCAUUUCAAUCCUGAACAAGCAAAGGUAAUGGUGGAAGUUGCUAUAUCUUGUCUUGAAGAAAGAAGCAUCAGGCCUACAAUGAAUGAAAUUGCAAAAGCCUUCCUUUCAUGUGAUGACCAAGACGAUCACCCAGCCUACUCAUGGUGACCUGUAAUAAGCAUAAUCUUUCAUUUUGCAGGAUGGAGAUUAGCUAGUCAGUUUAGCAUGCACAAACUUAAAGUCAUAAACGAUUCUUGUUAGAGAAAAAUAUUUAGAUCCUUCUGUAAACCCAUCUCAGGACAGUGGCAAGUUAUUUUAUUCAAAUGUAAAACUCAGUUUUACAUUAUAAGAUAUGGUCCCCCUAGAUCCAUGUGGAUGCUAAUGAAUGUGGACACAUAUAAAAUUAUGGAGUAAAUUGCAC